Molecule: messenger RNA, 393 nt
Organism: Purpureocillium takamizusanense
Lineage: Eukaryota; Fungi; Ascomycota; Sordariomycetes; Hypocreales; Ophiocordycipitaceae
Gene: nrf1
Product: GTPase regulator Nrf1
Exons: 2
Coding region: 1-393 (130 amino acids)
Cellular component (GO): vacuolar transporter chaperone complex; fungal-type vacuole membrane
Source: RefSeq, a predicted model, not a curated record
AUGUCCUCUCAGCCGCUGCUCCAGACUGCACCAGGCAAGCGCAUCGCCCUGCCGACCCGCGUCGAACCCAAGGUCUUCUUCGCCAACGAGCGAACCUUCCUGUCAUGGCUCAACUUCACCGUCAUCCUCGGUGCCCUGGCCAUUGGCAUGCUCAACUUUGGCGACCGGGUGGCGUUCAUCUCGGCCUUCCUCUUCACGGGCGUCGCCAUGCUGACGAUGAUAUACGCGCUGAUGACGUACCAUUGGAGAGCGAAGUCUAUACGAGUUAGGGGCCAGGCCGGCUUCGACGACCGGUUUGGCCCAACCUUCCUGGCCAUCAUCCUCUUGUUGGCUGUUGUGGUCAACUUUGUCCUGCGCAUCACGGAUCAAUCCAACAAGCAGAAGCACGGUUAG